Molecule: messenger RNA, 339 nt
Organism: Rattus rattus (black rat)
Lineage: Eukaryota; Metazoa; Chordata; Mammalia; Rodentia; Muridae
Product: NADH dehydrogenase [ubiquinone] flavoprotein 3, mitochondrial-like
Exons: 1
Coding region: 1-339 (112 amino acids)
Biological process (GO): mitochondrial ATP synthesis coupled electron transport
Cellular component (GO): mitochondrion
Source: RefSeq, a predicted model, not a curated record
AUGCGAGAGGGGCGGGGCUUGGCGCUUGGCAUCUGUGCCAUGGCGGUCUCUCUCCUGCUUUGGGGAGGGCGAAUCCGAAUCCAGGCGCGUGAGGCUGCCCUUCUCAAGGCAAGGGUGUUUCAAGGAGAACUGGCUUCUACGCUGCCCCCGUCUACAGAGUCAGAGAAGAGUAAAAAGGUAGCAGGCCCAAAUGGCAAGACAGAAAGUGUGCUCAAAGAGCCCACGCUGGCUCCCGAGCCGGCUGACACCACCACCUACAAGAGCCUGCAGCAUCAUGACCACAACACCUUCCUAGACCUGAGCCUGGACCUCUCCAAGUUCAGGCUGCCACGGCACUGA